Molecule: messenger RNA, 1978 nt
Organism: Brachypodium distachyon (stiff brome)
Lineage: Eukaryota; Viridiplantae; Streptophyta; Magnoliopsida; Poales; Poaceae
Exons: 7
Coding region: 95-1870 (591 amino acids)
Biological process (GO): lipid metabolic process
Source: RefSeq, a predicted model, not a curated record
AGCAGAGCUCUCUUCGUCGCCACUUCAACGCCUCUUCCUGUUGCCGACGCGAUCGCCCAAAUCCCACGCUGUUCUCCCUCCCCCGCGAAUCCCGAUGCCGGCCGCCGUCGCCGCGGCGGCGGCCGCAGCCACCUCGGGCGCCGCGCUCGUCGUGUACCUGCUCAUCACUUGCCGCCCGCAGCCGCCGCGUGGCGCCGAGGGUGCGGCGGCGGCGGAGGAGGAGUCGCUGCUGUCGCGUCACGCGAAGGCGGGGAGCGCGGGUGGCGGGGCAGAGGAGGAGGAUGAGGAGUGGCCGCACAGCCCGCCGGCGUCGUGCUGCGAGGCCGCGGCAGUGGCGGCGCGCACGGCGCGCCGCGCGUGGGAGCUCACUGUCGGCCGGUGGGGCCUCCACGGCCUCAUCUUCGGGAUCAACAGCCACAUGAAGCGCCAGGGUAAUUUGCAGCAUGAGUAUAGUGGAAAUGACUGCCUUCAACUAAAAGGUCACGAGGUGCAUACUGAAGUAGCAUAUCUUCUUGAGUACUUGAAGCUUUGCAUGUUCUACUCAAAGAAAAGAUUUUCUGAAUUUCUGAAGUUUGGUGGGUACAGUCAAAAAGACGUUCUCAUCCACAAGUGUAGGGCGAGGCUUAUGCGUCCUUCUUUUGCAAUUGUGCGUGACCAAAACUCGAAAUGCUUUCUGCUUUUCAUUCGCGGUGCUAUCAGCACUAAGGAGCGCCUGACAGCAGCAGCUUCUGUUGAAGUUCCUUUUCACCAUAUAGUUUUAAAUGAAGGGCAGAUCGACAAUGUAAUCUUAGGAUAUGCACAUUAUGGAAUGCUUGCUGCAGCUCGUUGGAUCGCUAACCUUGCCAUUCCCCUUCUUCAUAGUGCAGUACGAGAAUUCCCUGAUUACCAAUUAAAGGUCAUUGGGCACUCAAUGGGAGCAGGUAUUGGAGCAAUUCUGACGUAUAUUCUUCAUGAGCAUUAUGAUUUUACAUCAUGCACAUGUCUAGCGUUUGCUCCUCCUGCCUGUAUGACAUGGGAACUGGCGGAAUCAGGCAAAGGUUUCAUCACAUCUCUUGUCAACAGAAAUGAUAUGGUGCCAGCAUUUUCGAAAGUUGCCUUUGAGAGCCUGCGAUCUGAGGUAAUGGUAUCAUCAAAGCUGGAUGAUCUGCAGGAUCAAGAUCACCUUAGUUUGUUCGCGAAAAUAAGUCAGCGUGUAGCUUUAGCAAAGUCUCACAUGCUGUCCAUCUCUCAUUCAGUGGGCAAGACUGCAGAUUCUGACCCUAGCAUUUCUGAGCCCUUACUGAAACAAGCACCAGAAAUCAUAACGCCUGAAGCAAACAGGCUGAACAUUGACUGUAGCCAGCAACGUGCAGAUGUAGCGGCAAAUCUAGAACAUGACUUUUCAGCCGUAUCUGUCGCCACUUCUGAAGAAAGGAUCAUACUGGUUGACAAGGACGAUUUUGCCAGUGCCAAAACUGUUACUGAAUCAUGCUGUGCAUCACAAGGGGAUGUAGAUAGUAACCAAGUAUUGGACACCGAAGAAGCAUCCUUGGAAACAAAGGAAGAAGCACCUUCCCUGACGCAGAAUGGUGCUGGUAAAGAGAAGCAAAAAGAACCACCAUCUGGUCCCGGCUCGCGCCAACUUUUCCCUCCCGGCAGAAUCAUUCAUAUGGUCGCGCAGCUCCCGCUGGAACCGAAUCCUGGUGAAGGCACCAGCAGCAACGAGAUCGUGAGCAUCUACGAGACGCCGAGAGAUUUGUACAGCAAAAUAAGGCUUGCCCCAAACAUGAUAGACGAACAUUACAUGACUAGUUACAUAAGCACAAUGGAGUCGUUGUUGGAACAGCUUCAGAGCGAGGAUACUGUAAGUACAGCACCAAAUGAUUUGUGAAAACUAUUUGUUGAACUCGGUUACGGUUAUCCAAUUCUUUUAUGUCAAUGGAAAUAUACAUAGUUUGGAUGAACACAAAUUGAGCCUAACAGAAAUCUUGAUCUGCCC